Messenger RNA from Sebastes umbrosus (honeycomb rockfish), 6250 nucleotides. RefSeq names its product phosphodiesterase 3B (gene pde3b). The coding region runs from base 209 to 3544 and encodes 1111 amino acids. Lineage: Eukaryota; Metazoa; Chordata; Actinopteri; Perciformes; Sebastidae. The record is from RefSeq and is a predicted model, not a curated record. The transcript has 16 exons. Gene Ontology annotation, molecular function: protein kinase B binding; 3',5'-cyclic-AMP phosphodiesterase activity. Gene Ontology annotation, cellular component: membrane. Gene Ontology annotation, biological process: signal transduction.
UCCCUUUUAUUCAGUAAAAACAACAUCUCACCUUCUUUCUUUAGUCCAAGUGCUGCUGGAGCACGUUUGAGUGACCAUGGAGUGCACAUUUGCUUGUCAUGUAGUUCAGCGUUAACACAGCGUGAAUAUUAGCAGAAGAGGAGUGGACUUGUAUUGUGUUUUUCUCUCUCCUCCGGUCGUGGAUACUUGGAGGAGCCACAGUGGAGCCAUGGCUGCACGGGAGGACGGAGGAGAGCAGCUCCUGCACAGUAAAACAAGGCACCACGACGGAGGAGCUGCUGCUGGAAGUGUAAACAGCUCAGAGGGCUUCAGGAACGGCUAUGUGAAGAGCUGCGUCACCCCUCUCAAACAGGACCACCACAGGGGCUUUCUGUUCAACGUGUGCAGGUUUUGCAACGAAGAUAUCCUCAACUCAAAACUGUUAAAGGUGUCUGCCCUCUACGUCGGCGCCUUUGUGAUCUUCGCGGUUUCUUUCCUCAUUUCUAGGAGCUUGCAAAGUGACUCGCUUUGGGAUUUGCGGACUUUUCUGCAGGGUUUCUCCCAGUCCAUCAGCCCUUUAUUCAGCAUAGGAUGCGCUUUCUUCUUCCUCACGUUUUACCUGCGGAGGAAGAAGAAGGAGAGCAGCAAAUGCUGGCUGGUGUCGCUGCCAGCAUCGUGUUACCUCGGGGAUUUCAUGGUGUUGCGGUUCUUGCAAUGGGGAGAGGACCAGCACCAGAUGCAAAUGGUGGGCAGGUUGUUAUUCGUGUUGGGAUGCGUGGGUCUGCUCACCCUUAUCCCCACUCUCAAACUCAAACACAGCGUCCUCGUACUGGUGUUCGCCAGCGUGGUGUGGCUGGUUUCUUUCACAAGUUUGAGCGGUCUGCCGGCGCUGCUCAGACCGCUCUUCGCCUGCUUCGCCGGGGUGUCGGGCUCUCUGUUGGGGCUCUGCUUUGACCGCUACUACCCGACGAGGGAGGCACCGAGUGGGGUCUCCACGGCGGAGGAAAAAGUCCCCGUGAUCAGACCCAGGAGACGGUCCAGUUGUGUUUCACUGGGGGAGACGUCGACCAGCUAUUAUGGCAGUUGUAAAAUGCCUCGCAGACCUUCGUUGCCCUGUAUAUCCAGAGAGCAGAUGAUCUUGUGGGACUGGGAUCUGAAACACUGGUACAAGCCACAGUAUCAGGGUGCGGUGAGCGGUAACGGCGUGGAUCUCUCCGUCAUCAACGAGGCCAGGAACCUGGUAUCAGACCUGCUGAUGGACUCCUCUCUGACGCCACACACCAUCUCAGCCCUGCGCAGCAUCUCAAGCCUCAUGGGGACGUUUUCAGGCUCAUGCCGCCCCAGGGUCAACCCCUUCACCCCCUUCCCAGGUUUCUACCCCUGCGAUGAGGUGGAGGACUCUGUGGAGAGGAGCGACAGGAAAACCAUUAAGGGUUUGAGCAGCAGAAACAGCCUCCCCACCCCUCAGCCCAGGCGGAGCUCCACCUCCUCCUCCUCCUCCUCCGCACUCCCUCCUCUUGACCCCACCUCUUUACGCUGGGAACGCAACACCGGCAAGAGACCCCACCCUGACCUCAACUUGACCAGCUCAGGUCUGUCUAAUGGGCCCAAUCCAAACCUGCUCACCAUUCCCAAGCAGAGGUCUUCCUCUGUCACCCUCACCUACCACGCAGGGUCCCGGAGAGCAGGCGCCUCUCCCAGCCUGAGCCCAGUCACCUCACCAAGCCACGGUCUUCUCGGAGUAGGUUCUUCAUCGUCCCUCGUCACCCGAUCGCCCGUGGAGUUCCCGGACACAGCUGACUUCCUGACAAAGCCGAGCGUCAAUCUGAACCUGCACAAGUCGUUGGGCUACACCCUCAGCUCACCUGAUUUCCAGCAGGCCUUCCGUAGCCCCACCUUCCCUCUGUGCACCAGCUGUGGUCGUCAGAUGCUCAAGGGAGUUUCCAGCGGUGAUGCGGGGGAAUCUUAUCAGCCAUUCGCCAGUGAGGCUCAACGCAGGCGCUCAGCAGGCGAAGGGUUGGAGUUCAGCGGAGAGCCUCUGAUCAGGGAGGAGAGCGUGGAAGCGGAGGCGUCUGGGGACGGGAGACCAGACGCUGCAGGAAACCUGGCAGAGGACGAGGAGAAGAAGAGCUCGAGCACAGACCAGCAGACUCAGGAAUCAGCGGGAGAGCAGGAGCUCAGACUAGAUCCUAUGCUGGAGGACCACGAAGCUCUCAUGGAGAGGAUGAACACCUGGAACUUCCAGAUCUUUGACCUGGUGGACCGAACAGGAGGGAAGAGCGGGAGAAUACUCAGCUAUGUGACAUACACCCUUUUCCAGGAUACGUGUCUGUUUGAAAUUUUCAAGAUCCCUGUGAGGGAGUUCAUGACAUACUUCUGUGCUCUGGAAAGUGGCUACAGAGACAUUCCCUAUCAUAACAGGGUCCAUGCUACUGAUGUGCUCCACGCUGUCUGGUACCUGACCACUCGACCAAUCCCUGGGUUCCAGCAGAUUCACAGUGAGCAUGUGACAGGAAGUGAUACAGACUCAGAUAGCGGGAUCUCUCCAGGCAGGAUAUCCUACGCCUCCUCCAAAAGCUCCUCCAUUUCAGACGACAGCUACGGCUGCCUGGCCUGGAACAUACCUGCCCUGGAGCUCAUGGCCCUUUAUGUAGCAGCUGCAAUGCACGACUAUGACCACCCCGGUCGCACAAAUGCCUUUCUAGUAGCCACUAAUGCAUCUCAGGCGGUGCUCUACAAUGACAGGUCGGUGCUGGAGAACCACCACGCUGCGUCUGCCUGGAGCCUCUACCUGUCCCAGCCCGAGUUCAACUUCCUGGUCAACCUGGAUCACGUGGAGUUCAAGCGCUUUCGCUUCCUCGUCAUCGAGGCUAUACUGGCCACAGACCUCAAGAAGCAUUUUGACUUCCUGGCUGAGUUCAAUGCCAAGGUGAACGAUGUGAACAGUCCAGGAAUUGAUUGGACCAAUGAGAAUGACCGGCUGCUGGUGUGCCAAGUGUGUAUCAAGUUGGCUGACAUCAACGGGCCGGCCAAAGUUCGUGACCUGCACCUCAAGUGGACAGAAGGCAUCGUCAAUGAGUUUUAUGAGCAGGGUGAUGAGGAGGCUCGGUUGGGAUUACCCAUCAGCCCCUUCAUGGACCGCUCCUCCCCGCAGCUGGCGAAGCUUCAGGAGUCCUUCAUCACUCACAUUGUAGGACCACUUUGUAACUCCUACGACGCCGCCGGCCUUCUUCCUGGCCACUGGAUUAAUGAAGCGGGAUCAGAUGAAGAUGAUGAGGAGGGGCAGGUGGACACAGACACAGAUGAAGAUGAGGAUGAAGAUGAUGAACUAGAUGACGAGCUGGCACCAAAAAGGAGGAAGAGCCGCCGCAGGUUGUUCUGUAGCAUCAUGCAGCACCUGACGGAGAACCACAAGGUGUGGAAGAAGACCAUAGAGGAGGAGGAGAAGAGCAAAGAGCAGCAGCCCGACGGCCUCCUCCCCAGCCUGCCGGCCAGCCUGCCCACCUCCCCGUCAGAUGACAUCCAGGUCAUCCAGGAGGAGGAGGAGGGAGAGGAGCGUCAGUAGCAUGGGGACGAAGGAAAGAACAGAUACGCGUGAAGAAGAAGAAGAAGAGGAGAGGCAGUACAAAGACAUGAGUCCCUCAACCACCUGCCUUUCACAAACAGACAUGAGAAACACACAGACAGUUGACAAAUGCACAUAAAACACACUUUGCUCCCUCUCUCUCUCUCUCUCUCUCUCUCUCUCUCUCUCUCUCCCUCACACACACAUAUUGAAAGAUUCACUGUGCAGACACUCAGAUGCUUAAGCAGUCACAUUGUUUUUUUGGAGAAACAAAAAGGCCUUACUACUGUGAGCGGAUCCUUGCUGCAACGGUUGUUGCCCAACUCCUAUGCACUUUCACCCCAUGGAGAAAAAAAAGCACCAGAACUGAGGAAGAGGAAAGGUGCAGAAGAAGAAGAAGAAGAAAAGUGUGGAGGGACAGGGUCCAGCAUUAACUUGCCCUCCAUGGUGACCUGGCUGUGAUGCUGCCUUGAAUGCAAAGCGCUUACACGACCUCCCUUAGGUACAAAACAAUUCCCGUCUAUUUAAAAACGAAAAGGUAGAGGAGAAAUAAUGAAGCAUCACGAAGCGAUUGAUACCCUUUACCAAAGCGAACAGUUCAAAACACGGAAAGACAAGAGACUGAGACUGUUUCAGCCUCAAUGUCAGGUAUAUUUUUGAAUUAUAUAUAUACAUAUAUAUAUCAAAUGUGCCUGUCUGAACUUUUACUGAGUCCAUAUCGGCCCAGAGCCUCGGCUUGUGUAGUUCUCUCUCUCCUUGCUGGCGACACGAAACACUGUAUCAGACUCAGUCACAGAGACAUUAUUGAAAUGUUGACUGAUUAAUAGCAUUAUAUCUGCAUCAUUUUUGAUGCUUUUACUCAUGUGUACCACCCGUCUUUUCAUUUUUUGUUUUUCUUUAACUCUCCUAGCUUCAUUUUUGUUUGAGUGCGUGAAUAUUUUUGGAGGGAAUGUGACAGAGAGAAUGAGUAGGGAGAAAGAGAGCACAUUUUUAAUUAUUAUUAGUAUGUAAUUUGUGUGUAUGUCUGUGUGUCCUUUCAGUAAUGGUUUCUAAUCAGUGAAAUGUCCUCUGGCGUUUUAACAUGUUGAGAUCAGGAGUGCUGUGUCAAUGAAUGGAUUCUUCAUUUUCCUUUCUUUUUUUUUUUUUGAUUCUAAGUAUUUUUUUAAAGGUUACUCAGGAUUCACGCAAAGUUGAAUAAUUAUUUUGCAAGAAUUUAUGUCAUUAAUAUGAAAUACACUUUAAAAAAGUAAGAAAAUUAAAAAAUCUGGGUGACUGAAGUAGUUUGUAAUCUCUUAAUGAACAACUUGACUACAAACCAAUUCCAGCAAUUGAUAUCCUCCGUGACGGAGGAGCAUACAGCAUGUGCUGUCUCUUGGCCAUUCAUACACUGUUUGCAUAACCUUUUUACAACCUCACUGGAGAAACGCUUAUCUUGAUUGUUAGCAGACUGCAAACGUCUCUCCUGCAGCAACACAAUUUUGCAGUUCUAUAACAGUAUAUUAGUUAAUUUCUUUAUUAAAUUCACUCUGUUUUUAAGCAAACAGUACAAUGUCUAUUCAUCUGUUUCAGUCAGCAGGCAAACACUGAUGUUUAGACUAAUUGAAAUCUCACCCAUCUCUCUUUUUCCUUAUUUUUUUUGUUUUUUUGUCGCCAAACCCAUAACUCGGCCAGUGUGUAAAGAAGGGAUCCAGGGUUCGUUUCACUUUGGUUUUAAGAGGUUAAAAAACUACUAGUUCUCUAUUUUUGUCUCUAAGAACUCUUGGCAUUCCACUAGAAUAAGACGUUUUAUGAAAGGGAAGGCACAAUUGUUGCCUAUAGCUCCUUUAUCACCUUAUUAAAUCAUAAUAAUCUCUGGAAAAAAUGUUAAGUAAGCAGUGUAAAUCAAGAUAGUACUAUUUAAAGACAACAACAAUAGAUACAGGUGUGCACAUUUUAAUACCAAACAAGUGUUUAGCCGCUGUACAAAAGAGUAUGUGCAUAUAAAUAUAUAUUUUUUAAAUAAUCAAAUGAAUGCAUCUGUUUUCUACACGCAGCUGACAUGUUGUAUAUUGAGAUUCUGUAAUUACCAUUGUGUUUCCAGAGUUUUUAUCUACUUCUACUUACAGGUGUGGAACUGUGGGGGUUUGGUGUUUUGAUUUUUCACUUCCUCUCCCUGUUCUGCAUCAUAACCACUCUUGUAUUCUUCAUUAUCUCUAUCACUGUCGUCUCAGUCGACCCAACUCGUGCCAAACUUUACCUACAGAACAGUAGUUUGUGGGCUGUGAUACGCUGAUUGGCAAAACCUCUCUGGGCUCCAGUACUGUUCAUGCAAGAGAAACACCUCGAGUCAAAUAUUCCACCAGGCUCGGAGUGGCAGUGACGGUGGCGAGAGUCAGAGUUGGACUCAGGUCAGAGCCAUAUACAUUCUGACAACUCAGUUUUUUUCACAUGGACCCAUGCUGGAUCAUAAAGCCUCGGUAGCUCCCGACCCGACAUGCUCCGGCUCAUUAAGUUGUAAAGGUUUGUUGGCUUCUCACUGUGCAGUCUUUCAAACCACAGUGUCCUCCGAUGAUUGUGCCAUAAACACAUCUAUGAAUGGUUGUUACCCUUAUGUAGCAUCAAUAUACGUACGUUUGUCUAAUGUAACCAUUCACCCUUAUCUACAUUGUGGGGGCAACUGAUUUUUGUUGUUAUUUAUAGCUGUCAUAAAACACCAUCCUUAAAGUA